AUGACUAAAAUUACCCUGUUCAACAUGGGAAGAGAAACCGGUGGAAGACUUGCUAGCACUGAAGGUCCAUUAGCUCCAGAUGGCGGCGGAGGGGGAGGAGGUGGUGGAGCUCCAGCUCCCACUGAAGGUAGAGCCAUCGGCGGUGGAGGAGGCGGAGGUGGCGGAGCUGAUGUCGAGACAGAAGCCAUUCCAGGAACUGGUGGAGGAGGUGGCGGCGGAGGUGGAACUGCAUGUGGCCGAGUAUCAGGUGUUCCAUAG
This is a messenger RNA of Caenorhabditis remanei, 258 nucleotides long. RefSeq lists its product as uncharacterized. The transcript is spliced from 2 exons. Bases 1 to 258 code for a protein of 85 amino acids. NCBI's taxonomy places the organism in Eukaryota, Metazoa, Nematoda, Chromadorea, Rhabditida, Rhabditidae. The record is from RefSeq and is a predicted model, not a curated record.